AUGCUGUCUGCUGCGCGCGCCUCGGCUUGUCGCGCUCUCGGGCGGUGGAUGCAGACGUCGGCUGCGGCUGGAGCUGCCGGCGGUGAGGCUCGAAGCAGCGGAGGUGCUGGCCAGUCGCCGUUUCCGGAGCGGCCGUGGUUUGUGCGGGCGCUGCGGGUGUCGGACGCGCUGAAGAACGAGAUGCACGAGCUGCAUGUGUCGGCGCCCGAGACAUGGACCGUCCUCCGCCUCGCCUCGCGGUACCAGCUCAAGGUCCCUCGGGUCAAGGCCAUUCUCUCGCUCAAGGCCAUCGAGGCUGCCGGCCAGUACCCGAACGAGGUGCUGGAGGAGACUCGCAAGCUUGAUGCUCGCAUGGAGGAUGUUUUCCGCGUCCGCCAGACCGGCCGCGAGGCCGAUGUGCACCGCGACAAGCGGGUGGGCGGGCCCGACUUUGUGGCUCUCUCCGACGACGACGCCGUCGCCGCCGCCGUCGCCAGCCGCCAGCCGCCCUUCCGCCCACCGCCGCCUGCGGAUCCUGAUGCAGGAAAGCCCGCUGCCGCUGCCGCCCCGCUCCCCGUCCUUGACGUCAACCCGGCCGCUGCCGACCGGGCCUUUGACAUCGAGGUCAUUGAGAUCGGCUCGCACGUCGACGACGACUCGCGCACCGUCACCAUCCGCAAGAAGGACGGCUCGCUGGUCGAAGCCGACGCUUCCACCCGGGCCGCUGCCAACAAGCUCGUCAACCCGCAGUUUGAUCCCCACGCGUACCACAAGCGGACCCAGGGCCGCCUCUAUCGCGACAUCAACCUCUCCGCCGCCAGCGCCCAGUCUGCCGCCGCCGCCGCCGUCGCCAGCAAGGCCGCACCUGCAUCGGAAUCAGCAGCAAAGGAUGAGUGA
Thecamonas trahens ATCC 50062 is the source of this 876-nucleotide messenger RNA. RefSeq lists its product as uncharacterized. Lineage: Eukaryota; Apusomonadida; Apusomonadidae. The record is from RefSeq and is a predicted model, not a curated record. The coding region runs from base 1 to 876 and encodes 291 amino acids. The transcript has a single exon.